AUAGAAAGUAAUUUAGUUUAAUUUCGCAGCUCUGAAUUUCUGAUGAUUUUUAAAAUAAUAAAUUAUAUCUCGUUUUAUAUUUUUAAAAAAACAACAAAUAAUUCGUCAUUUUCGCCUGGGACAUUUUUACCGAAAUGUUCCGAAUAUAAUUAGGGCAGACAACUCUUUCACAAAAACAUGGAACGUAAACACACGUGUUUUUAUUUAUCGUGUUUUACUUAGUAUUGCGAAGUACGACUUGACAAAAUGCAAGUCUCGAAUCCCAACAACAUAAAGAUAUAUAAUCUAAGUGCUGGAAAGUCGCUUCCAGAUUGGUUGUCUGAACAAAAGAGACGAAAGCUUCAGAAAAGUAAUGUUGAUGUACAGCGAAGAAUUGAACUUAUUCAAGAUUUUGAAAUGCCAGCUGUCAGCAAGUGUAUACAAGUAUCGAAUGAUGGCCAGUAUAUUUUAACAACAGGAACGUAUAAGCCGCGAGUGAGGUGCUACGAUGUCUACCAGAUGGCUCUCAAGUUUGAGCGAGGGCUCGACGUGGAAGUGAUCAAAUUUAGACUGCUGUCGGAUGACUAUUCUAAGAUUGUUUUUCUGCAAGAUGAACGGUUCGUAGAAUUCCACUCUCAGUUCGGACGAUAUUAUCGCACAAGAAUACCCAAAUAUGGGAGAGAUUUGGCCUAUCACUCUGCAAGUUGUGACAUGUAUUUUGUUGGUGUUGGCCAUGAAAUAUUUCGACUGAACCUGGAGCAUGGCAGAUUUUUAUCUCCAUUAGAUACUAAUGCUACAGAAAUCAACUGUUGUGAAUUCAAUCCACUGCAUGAUCUACUAGCAUGUGGUACUAAAGAAGGCAUGAUAGAGUGCUGGGACCCGCGGUCAAGGACAAGGGUGGGAAUGAUGGACGUAGCUUUAGGAAGUUUAGUCGACGAUUUAGAUUUGCCUGUGAUGCCCUCUGUAACUGCUUUGAAAUUUCGAGAUGGUCUUACGAUGGCUGUUGGGACCAACACAGGUCACAUUCUGAUGUACGACUUGCGUUCCAACAAGCCGGUUCUGAUUAAAGACCAUCAGUACGAGUUGCCAAUCAAAGACAUUGAGUUUCAUGACCAGCUGGACCUGGUGCUGUCUAUGGACACCAAAAUACUCAAACUUUGGGAAAGAAAAACUGGUAAAGCAUUUACAGCAAUCGAGCCAGGAACAGAUCUUAAUGACCUGUGUCAGGUGCCCAGCUCGGGACUCUUGUUCAUGGCCAAUGAGGCGCCGAAAAUAAUGACAUACUAUAUUCCUAGUCUUGGAACAGCUCCACGCUGGUGUUCCUUCCUGGACAAUUUAACGGAGGAGCUAGAAGAAAGCAGUACGCUAACAGUGUAUGAUGACUACAAGUUUGUGACCCGCCAGGAACUGGAAGCUCUUGGUCUGUCUCACCUCAUUGGCUCCAACCUGCUCAGAGCGUACAUGCACGGAUUCUUCAUGGACAUUCGACUCUAUCAUAAGGCAAAAGCAAUUUCAGAUCCAUUUGCUUACCAGAACUAUCGUAAGAGCAAGAUCCGAGAAAAGAUUGAGGAAGAACGAGUAAACCGUGUUCAACUCAAGAAACUUCCCAAAGUUAAUCGUGAUUUGGCAGAGAAAUUGAUGAUCGAGGAUGAAGAAGGAUCCAAAAAGAAAAAGAAGAAACUGACAAGCAGCAUUAUGAAGGAUGACAGGUUUUCUGCCUUGUUUUCAAAUCCCGAUUUUCAAAUUGACAAGACCACUGAUGAAUACCGUCUACUCAAUCCAGUUGUGUCAAAACUCGACAAAAGCAAGAAGAAGAAACAGGAAGUUGUUGAGCAACAGUUUGAUGAAAUUGACGAUGAAGUUGAAGGUCGCCCCAGUGAGGAUGAUAGCAGCAGUUCUGAUGAUGAGCAUGUGUGGACGGAGGAAGUGAAGAAACAGCACCGCCUGGUGUCACGAGAACACAAGGAGAAGCAGUGGGCCGAGAGACAAGAGGCGGCCAUCAUGAAAACCAAGUUCUAUGAAAUCAAGGAAGGGGAAGAGUUCAAGUCACUGCAAGACAAACGGAAACAGAAAGAACUCAAAGUCGAUGGGAAACAAAACGACUUGAAGAAUCUGAAAAACAUCAUAUUGAACGUAAAAACCUACGUCGGUCGGCUCAUGACAUUACAAAGAGUUUCAAAGACAAACCUAAAUUCUGGAUGGGAAAGAGGAUGAAAUGAGAAGAAGAAACUAGUUAAGCUAGUUGUUGCUAAACAUUAUGUCUGGUCAGGACAAAAUAUAUCAUUACCAACAUCAUAUUUCUUGGCAAUGUCGGGGUUGGUUGUGACCAUUGUGAAAUAACUAAACAUGAAGUGAUUUGUGAAGCAUAUUUUGACAACCAGUGAAAAUUGUGAAAUUUUCAGUUUGUUGUGUAACAUAAGUACACUUUUCAUCACACUGAUUGCACUUCUUAAACACUUGUUGAGAACAUCAUUACUUAGUUAUGAUAUCACACAGCAAUAACACAAAUAUGUGUGUAUUGAUUUAAAGACAUGAUUGGCUGCUCCUAGAUAAUGACCUGGUCACCACAGCCAUACCUGAUUGGCUGCUCCUAGGCAAUGUCCUGGUCAUCACAGCCAUACAAUUCAAUGAAAUAAGUACAACUGUUAUGUGUCAUGUAUUUUAACCUGAAACCGAUUGCUCUGUUAUGCAUAAAUUAAUUGCAAGAGCAAUUACUGUAAAUAUGUUUGAGCUGGAAAAGAUGUUUAAAUUUAUUUUAAGUAUAUCAAAGAACACUGUAUUUAUGUCCAUUAAAUACAAGUAUUUUACAGCUCAUUUAAAAACAUAUUCAAAUUGCUUUCACUCGUUAGAGACGUCUUGAAACAAGUCGCAAAAUAAAAUUGUACCUAACGGCCACUCAUAUAGUAGUCUCUAUAUACAGAAUAUUGAGUUUUAUCAUAGUUUACAAGUUCACAAAAUGUAAUUCCCUCUCCCCUUCAGUACAUCAAAAAUGUUGAUUUAUUAAGUUAUUUGUGUCAAUGUUGUUAUAAUACUAGCAUUAACCUCAUGCAUGCUGUUUGUAUGCUUGUAAAAAUUAUAUAAUUGUGAAUGUGCAUUAUUGAGAAUGUACAAGAUCUAAACUUGCCCCGUGCUUAUAAACCUUUCAAAGUCCAGUUUUAUAAGCAUGGGGCCUGGAUACCUUCGUUACAUCAGGACAACUUUUGAUUACUCUAGUUUCAGUAUUUUUAACAACGGACCAAUGAUUAACUAAAAAAUAUUUUGCAAUAAAAGUAUUUGAAAUUCA
This is a messenger RNA of Gigantopelta aegis, 3262 nucleotides long. RefSeq names its product nucleolar protein 10-like. The coding region runs from base 247 to 2193 and encodes 648 amino acids. Gene Ontology annotation, cellular component: nucleolus; nucleus; 90S preribosome. Lineage: Eukaryota; Metazoa; Mollusca; Gastropoda; Neomphalida; Peltospiridae. The transcript has 18 exons. The record is from RefSeq and is a predicted model, not a curated record. Gene Ontology annotation, molecular function: protein binding. Gene Ontology annotation, biological process: maturation of SSU-rRNA from tricistronic rRNA transcript (SSU-rRNA, 5.8S rRNA, LSU-rRNA).